Messenger RNA from Symbiodinium natans, 657 nucleotides. The record is from the annotation of a GenBank genome assembly. Lineage: Eukaryota; Dinophyceae; Suessiales; Symbiodiniaceae.
AUGUAUGCCAGGGUCGCUUUGAGGCCAUCUGGGACUCUGGCGUUCAAGGUGCUCUGCGUGCUCUGCGUGCGCUGCGCGCUCGCAGCGGCCGUGCGCCCUGCCCUGCGCCCCGCGGCGCGCGGCUUCGCCGCGUCGCCGCUGGACACGACGGCGAAGCUCUAUGAGGACUUGGUGGACAAGUCGCUGAAGGACGGCGCAAGCUUACUUUGCUGUGUUUAUGGCCUGUCCAUCUGCUGCUUUGUGCCAGAACAGCAGCAUGCCAGUGAUACCGUUCGUGAGAAGCCCGGAGAUUUCCAUAAGGUUGCCGCAGACUUGGAUGCCGAAAUUUCCAACAGCAAGGUGGUGUUGUUCAUGGAGGGCACUCCCGAUGCUCCCAAGUCCGAGCCGAGCCUCAAUGCCGUGAAGAUGCUCACCGAAGCCCAAGCGGUGCCCCUGACCUCUGUAAAUGUCCUGGCACAUCCGGCAAUCCUCGGCUACACGGUGGCAAAGACGCAGAAGCGAAGAACACCCCACCUCUACGUGAAUGGAAGCUUCUACGCUGACUAUGACGGUAUGCUUUCGCAGCAUGGCACAGGGCAGCUGGCGAAGAACCUCGGGACCGAAGCGACGAAGAGCAGCGGCGUCUUCGGCGGGGAGCUGCCCAUUGCCACCUACUGA